GCAUUGUAAAGUUUAUUUUCAGAUUACAGGUCGACAUAAGAAGGAAGGGUGACAUUAUGUUGCUGUUGAUACUACUGGGAUGUUUGUCUGUACGAGGUAUGGACGUACCAAUAACCAAACAUUACAAAGGUGGAUUUAAAGCGGAAUUCUGCGAACCAAUCACCAAAGAUUUAAAAACGUGGAGGGGACAUCUUAUUUUCGAUCGCCAUAUUGAUUCACUGGACGUUUAUAAAGCUGAAGUGGCUCAAACUUUAGGCGGAGGAACAGAAUUUAUCUUGACACCAACUAAAGGACAUUUUGAAGUUCAUACCGGUGAAAAGGUUUGCCUUCAUUUCAUUGCCCAUGUUCAAGGCGAUGUUCUAGCUCGGGUACAGUUCUAUAUAGAAGGAAUGGAUGGUAACAAUAUUCAUACUAUUGUUACAAGUAAACCCGACCCAUCAGGUAUCUUGUGGCACAAGAAUGAUUUUAGCACGAACGAUCCUACUGAUGGAUUCUCUAAACUCUCUAAAGGUCAUUUUGACGAGGAUUCUCUGUCCGUGGUGAAUGAUCCCGCGGGUGGUUCUGGUAAAGUAAUGAAAGUUUUUAUCCAGAAAGGACACUAUGUGAAGAUUAGAGGAAAACGGGGAGCCCAGUUCUAUACACAAUCGGUGUAUCCACAUGAAUCCAUGACACUCAGUUAUGACGUAUACUUCAACAAAGGAAUGGAUUUCGUACUCGGUGGUAAACUUCCGGGUCUUUAUGGUGGCGCUACCAACUGUACCGGUGGACGUCAUUCUGAUGCUUGUUUGACGUCACGAUUCAUGUGGCGUUUCAACGGCGAGGGCGAGAUUUACACAUAUAUGCCAGCUCCUACGCAACAGAAGGCGCAUUUCUGUGAUCAGCCUUACAUUAUUUGCGACCCUACUUAUGGUAUUUCACUUGGAAACGGAACUUGGUCGUUUAAGACUGGACGAUGGGAGAACAUAGCACAACAUGUUCACCUCAACACGCCGGGUAAAUUGGACGGUUACGCUAAAAUAUGGUACAAUGGUAAAAAGGUCUACGAGAUUCAUAAUGUCAAUUUCCGAAACCAUGACAACAUCCAGUUAAAGGGGCUAUUUUUCUCGGUAUUUUUUGGUGGAAGUAAAGAAAUAUGGGCGCCUACUGGUGACUCGAGUAUCUAUUUCAAGAAUUUUAUCGUGUCCACCAAAGAAACGAAUCCUCCACAUUUGAUUGGUUGAUCGGUGCGGAUUCCAAUGUUUUCCACAUUUGAUUGGUUGAUAUGUGGGAUUCCAAUAUUCUGCACAUUUGAUUGGUUGAUCUGUUGGGAAACCAAUAUAAAAUAUUUAUUUAUGUAA
This is a messenger RNA of Patella vulgata (common limpet), 1337 nucleotides long. RefSeq lists its product as uncharacterized. The record is from RefSeq and is a predicted model, not a curated record. The transcript is spliced from 4 exons. Lineage: Eukaryota; Metazoa; Mollusca; Gastropoda; Patellidae. The coding region runs from base 57 to 1220 and encodes 387 amino acids.